UCGAGAUAAGUGAUAAAUAUUAUUUUGGUCAGCAACAACAACAACAACGUUUGAAUUUUGAAAUUAAAAAUUCGGUGUUGGCGCGUUCAUCAAAUUGUGUUUGCCAAUCAAAAAUAUCUGGUUAUGUCUGAUGAGGAAGAGGAACGUUUCGAAUUAGAACAACGUUUGUUGAAUAGCGAUUUCAAUCAAAUUCCACAUACGCCAAGUGCUUGGGAACAAGAUAUUUACGACGUCGACGAGGAUCCGGAUCCACGCGGUACUCCAGAAAAGGAAAUUUUGUGGGCAGCCGAACAAGGCGAUUUAAUUUUAGUCAAGUCGUUGAUAUCUAAACAAAAAAACUUGAUAAAUGUCCAGGAUACUGACGGGUACACUCCAUUACAUCGAGCAAGUUACAGUAAUCAUUUGCCUAUAGUCGAGUUACUGUUGAGAAAUGGAGCAAAUCCCAAUGCACGUACAACAGAUCAAUGGACACCGUUGCAUUCGGCUUGUAAAUGGAACAAUGUAAAAUGUGUAUCUAAAUUGAUUGAAGCCGGAUCAGAUAUUAAUGCAGUUACAAGUGGUGGUAUAUCACCAUUACAUCUUGUCGCAGAAUUGGCAGAUUCACAUGCACUUCUGGAACUGUUAUUGAGUCAACCUAAUAUUCAGUCAGAUUUAAAUGUGCACAACAGUACAGCAGACAAACCGAGUGACAUUACAAGCCGAAAAAGUGCAAACGCAAGACUUUUCGAAUACUGUGAACCGUGUUUUAACUGUUUAUAAAUGUAUUGCUAUUGUUUAUUCCGACCAAAGGCUAAUGGAAUGUCCACAUGAUGUAAUUAAAACUUUUUUACUAGGAUGUGUGUUUAUCGAGUUCACAGAUUGCUUGUGGGAAAUAUCGGUCGGUUGCAAUUUUUCUAAGACGCGUGCGCUUACGAAAUCCCAGCUCCAUAAAUGUCCACACGUUGAACCGCUUAAUAUUAUACUGUCGUUAUGAAAUACACAAUUUUCUAUGAAAUAAUCGCCAACUGUAUGUCCGGUAUACCUGAAAAAAUAUUGAUAUAAAUUAUUAUUUAUAAUAUUAUCCUAAAAAAGUAUGUAAUUGUU
This is a messenger RNA of Adelges cooleyi (spruce gall adelgid), 1083 nucleotides long. RefSeq names its product ankyrin repeat domain-containing protein 49-like. The record is from RefSeq and is a predicted model, not a curated record. NCBI's taxonomy places the organism in Eukaryota, Metazoa, Arthropoda, Insecta, Hemiptera, Adelgidae. Gene Ontology annotation, molecular function: protein binding. The transcript is spliced from 4 exons. Bases 124 to 759 code for a protein of 211 amino acids.